ACUGGCUCAUCCUCCAUGUUCUCUCUCACACAGAGCAGGGGACAGGACAACAAUGUUAAGCAUCUCAAGGCCAAGCACGACGAUAGGAAGAUAAAAAGCCAGUUUUCCCAGGCUCUGACAAACAAUACCUUGUGCAGGAUCCCCCUGUCUGGUCACUCCUACCUCCGCCUGCCGUCGCAAGCAGCCUCCGCCGCCACUGUCCUCGUGUUCGCCCGCCACCGUCCAUCCGUCCAGAGACCCGAGAUGUCCUUUGCCUUCGUUGCCGUGAUGGCACUGAUGUGCUCCUCCGUGGUGAUUGCAUUCGUCCUGCAGCCUUCCAAGCAAGGAGCUGCGAUGCCACAAGACCCCAACAGCAGGUGCCAUGGAGAGUCCCUGCAGUCCAUCCGCAAAGAGCUCCUGGCCGCCCUCAACCUGCAGACCGAGCCACGACUGCCAGAGGGGGCCAGGAAGCAGUGGAGUGGAACUGCCGAGCGUCUCAAGGCCGUGGCAGUUUCAUCUGCCUACUCCUCCGAUGAUGGGAGGGACACCUCAGGGUGCUGCACUGAGACCUCAGAGGUUUUCAUGACAGAUCUGGGCUGGGACAAUUGGAUGAUCUAUCCUGAGCGCCUCACCUUGGUGCACUGCGGCCACCGUGAGCCCUGCAGGCCCCAGCAGCCCAACGCCCCUCAGCGUGAUGACUCGCAGAUCCAGGCGCCAUGUUGCCAGCCCACUGCACAGGAAGAGGUCCACGUCAUCUACAGGGACGAGUCGAACACCGUGGUCAUCACCUCCAUGCGCCUGACCCGCCGCUGCGGGUGCCCAGCCGCCCUGCAGCCCCACGGGGAGUAACGUUUGUCACCUGUAGCGCACUACAGCUCCUAAACUCCAAAACACUUGAAUAGCUUCAUGUACUGCCGUAAUAUCGCACUGUAAAAAGCUCUUUGCCAAGAAAUUGAUCAUCAAUAAAACAGAUGACAGCAUUUAACAAACAACCUCCUAAAAUUGACCCAUUUUGAAGAUGCAACCCUCAGUUUGGGCAACUUGCUGACUUCUGUGGCGUUUUAGCCAAUUAAUCCGCCUCAUAAUACAACCAGGCCCAAAUACUUACCACUUGUGAUAUAUUGGACUUUCACCUGCUGCUACUGCUCCUUGAUGUAUUUUUCUUGGGGGCUUUUAACACGGCCCGUGGGAACCUUGCUCAAAGGUUUGCAUUCCUGUUUCUACAAGCACCAGAACAGCAGAGGGUGAAACCUCCAUACUAUCACAUUCGCUAGUUUUUUUUUUAAAUAGAUAACGUGUGCUUUUAUAGAUGAGCGCUGUCCAAUGAAAGGCACGGAUGUCUACAUUUUGUCAUGUUUUAGUUUUUUAAAAUCCAAAACGCAAGAAAAACUCAGUAGGCUCGAUCGCGCCCUUGCAAUUCAAAAUUGAGCCCUCAAUGCCAAUUUCACUUAGCAACAUAAAAUGUAUUCUAAAUGUGUAUUAUGAGGUAACCCAAAAAGUUUGAUGUGGCCAUUUUAGGGUCAUUUCAAGACAGACCGCUCUGAGAUUUUGUCCUAAUGCUGUCAAAUUGGAACUAUGUACAAUUGAUCCAAGAGUGACGCUAAAUUGCCAGUAAUUUUGUUUUUGUCACCAGACAAUGAGCAUUGGGGCUUUAAAUUCAGAAAACUGAAUUUAAGACUUUGUUUAGGCCACUUUGAUCAAGUUCAAUGUGAGGAUAUAUGACAAUGUUUAGAAAUCCUGUAAUAAUAAUGUAAAAUUCGAGAAUAAUAGAGUAUAAUUCAUUUGUCGUACACUCGUGGGCAUACUCAUGUCAGGCACACAGCCGCGGGCUCACCAAAAAAAUGACAUUUCAAACCAAUAACAUUUAGCGCUACAGUAACACUCUUAGGAAUAAAAUGCUUUUCUGGGGUAACAAUGGAACAGGUCGACACGAAGCCGCGGGCGUGUGUCCGUGAUGAGUUAUACUAGUGAGUGCUGAGCUGAGUUUUUUUUUUUUUUUUUUGGUCGUCAUUGGUUAUAUAUAUAUUUUUACAGGGUUACCUCACAUGAAUAUUUUUUUUCUAUGAAUCAUCAUCAUAGUUUAUGUAUUCGUAGCACCGCAACCUAACCGUAUGUAUGCUGAUGAAACAUUCUGUUACUGAGUGCAUGAUUCACUGCUUCCGUUUCUUGUUUAAUAAAGGCUAUCGAAAUCAA
Phyllopteryx taeniolatus (common seadragon) is the source of this 2172-nucleotide messenger RNA. RefSeq names its product gonadal somatic cell derived factor (gene gsdf). Gene Ontology annotation, molecular function: growth factor activity; cytokine activity. The transcript is spliced from 5 exons. Gene Ontology annotation, cellular component: extracellular region. Gene Ontology annotation, biological process: BMP signaling pathway; SMAD protein signal transduction. Bases 16 to 828 code for a protein of 270 amino acids. NCBI's taxonomy places the organism in Eukaryota, Metazoa, Chordata, Actinopteri, Syngnathiformes, Syngnathidae. The record is from RefSeq and is a predicted model, not a curated record.